This is a messenger RNA of Gregarina niphandrodes, 351 nucleotides long. RefSeq names its product putative DNA-directed RNA polymerase subunit. Lineage: Eukaryota; Apicomplexa; Conoidasida; Eugregarinorida; Gregarinidae. The transcript has 2 exons. Gene Ontology annotation, biological process: DNA-templated transcription. Gene Ontology annotation, molecular function: DNA binding; DNA-directed RNA polymerase activity; protein dimerization activity. The coding region runs from base 1 to 351 and encodes 116 amino acids. The record is from RefSeq and is a predicted model, not a curated record.
AUGUCAAUUAACUAUUUAAAGGAAGUGGAUGAUCCAAUUACCAAGGAAAAAGCAUUAAAGUCAUCUCUAAUUACCAUCAGCAUUAGUGGAGAAGACCACACACUAGGUAAUCUUCUUCGGUCGAGACUGAGUCAAAUGCCAGAGGUCGAAUUCGCCUCGUACUCUAUUCCCCAUCCAUCAUUGUCGGAGAUGAACUUCAGGUUACAAGUGAAUGAAGGACUAGUUGCUUUGGACGUCUUCAAGCAAGCACUGGAUGACCUAAUAUAUUUGAGCAAAGGGAUAUCGAAAGAAUUCAAUGAAAAGUAUGGUCAGUUUGAUACUACCAUGGCGGAUACUACUACGGCGGACUAG